Molecule: messenger RNA, 1173 nt
Organism: Durusdinium trenchii
Lineage: Eukaryota; Dinophyceae; Suessiales; Symbiodiniaceae
Source: the annotation of a GenBank genome assembly
AUGGAGAGAUGCUUUGGCAAGGAAGGGGAUAUGUAUGUGGUGGUGAUGAGCAAUGGGGCCCCGACAGCAGAAUACCUUGUCUACUCUGCAUUUGUGGCUGCCUGGUCUGAUAAGCUCACUCAACAGGUUUCUUUGGGGAAGAGGUGGGAGGUGCACAAUUUCUCAGUGGCCGCAGUGGAAAGCUUCCUCAGGUUCCUGUAUUCCGGGCGGAUGCCUCCGAACACUACGGUGGCUAUUGAAACAGCUCUUAUGGCUGAGAUGUAUGGCGUAAAGGAACCUGGAAAAGUUAUUGAGCAUGUCUUACGUGGGUUAGAUGUGCCCACCAGGGACAUCUAUGCUAUGUUGGAAGUGGCGCAUCGCUUCCCUGAUCACGGGGUUCACCUGAGGAGUGCCUGCCUUCGUGCCCUGUUGGCAGACCCAGAGCAGAGUCUUCGUGAAGCUUGGACGCUGAACGCACGGAUCUUGGAAGAGUUACUGUCCUUGGCCAGCAAUGACAUUGGCGACUAUGAACUUGCAAAAAUGAUAAUUUCUUGGCAGGAGCAGAACCCACACCAGAAUUUUGCGGACAUCAUGCAGGAACACGUAAGCUUUGGCGGCUUUAACGACCAGCGCUUCCAAGAGAUUCGCUACCAUGCUGACCGCGUGGGGUUGGGCUUUGUAGCAGAUACUAUGUGGGCAGAAGCGCAGGCAUCCUCUGGCGAGUGGACUCCAGACAUUUUCAAGCUGUUAGAAGCAAAGUGGGGUGUCCAGUGCCAAGAGCAUCGCCGCCACAUGCCAUUCAUGGGUGUAUGGAUCAACUUGAUCCCAAGCAAUUUGGGCUGGAAGGCUCCACCACAUACCCAUGGGCCACACAAAGCGCAGGAGGAGGUGGCGCGAAAUGUUUUGCCGCUGGAGUUGCAGCCAGGCGAGUCAAUGACUUGGUUCCUGCCUAUUCAUACGAUCCACGUGAGUGGCGUCAACUUUCCUGAAGAAUACCAAGCUGACUUGAAUGGUGAAGCCUGCAUUGAGCUCUACAGCUCAACCAACGGCUGCAACUGGCAGUUGCUUUGGAACUCAGUGCGGAGCAGCUACUCCUGCCGCACCAAGGACAGAGUGCGAUGGUUCAAGCUCACGGCCAAGCAUGUCCCCUUCAAAAAUUUUCUCCAAGUACAGGGUGUGGCCCAUGCUGGCUAG